Amyelois transitella is the source of this 1292-nucleotide messenger RNA. RefSeq lists its product as uncharacterized. The transcript has a single exon. The record is from RefSeq and is a predicted model, not a curated record. The annotation marks the transcript as partial. NCBI's taxonomy places the organism in Eukaryota, Metazoa, Arthropoda, Insecta, Lepidoptera, Pyralidae.
UUAGGAAGUUCAGUGAUGAAAAGGUGGACACAAUUGAGAGACACUUGGAGGAAAUCAUUAGAUGAAAACAAAGAAACAAAAAAAUCUGGGUCUGGUACAAAAUCUAAGCCCUACAAAUAUAAUCAAGAGAUGAGCUUUUUGAAGCCAAUUAUUAAGCCAGGUGAAACAUAUGACAAUAAUCCAAAUACAAGAGAUGAAGCCCAAAGAGAAAAUGCAGAUCAACAAGAAAAUCAGAAAGAGAAACACUUAGAAUCAUCAUCAAAAAAGAAAAGAAUGGAUAGUGGCAGCGUAUUGGAUGAUAAAAUGAUGAAACUUGUUGAUCAUCAAUUAAACACAAUUGGAAGUGAUGACCGUAACAUGAAUUUUUUUAAGGGGGUUCUGCCAUCCCUUCAGCAUUUUGAUGAUGAUCAAAUACUGGAAUUCCAAUCUGGGGUCAUUAACCUAAUACAGAGUAUUAAAACUGGACGAAACUAUUCGAAUUGGCAUCAAAAUUAUUACAAUUCACAUCAUCACAACUAUAAUAGUGGUGGUUAUUAUACUAAGCCUCAAGAAUCACCGGGAGGAACGUCUAAUAAUAAUAAUACUCGGCCUCUUCCUGAAAGUUCAUCGAUAGUAAAUGCAGAAGUGUCUGCAGAAACGCCCACCCCUCUACAACCUGGAACAUCGCUGAUCCAUCGCGAUGAUCCAAGUGCAUCACCGGCACUAUCUACAGCUCUAAGUCAAUUAAGUGAUUAUCUGGAUCUAUCAAAUUUCUAAAAACAUGUUCUAAAUUAUCAUAAAUAUAACCAAUAAAUAAGAAUAAUAAAUAAUAUAAUUAGUUUUUCUUGCCUUAUAGUUAUCGCCAACUUUUCUUCAGGGCUAAUGGCCUUUCUCAUACAUGUAUCCUGUUUUCUCAAAUCCGUAUCCAACCUUUGGAGAAGGAAGUCAAAGGUAUCUUUAGACAUUCUAAAAUAAGUGUAAAAUUUGGUAUCAUCUUCUCGUAACGAGCUCAUCAAAGUAUAAAAAUCCCCAACACUUUGUCUUUGCCUUAAAAUUGGAUGCACCCAGUGUAUUCUUCUUGUUUUUCUUUUUUUAGAUCGACGAUAAUACCAGUACAAAAUUAAAGUAUUCACGUCCAUUGUCUUUGGUAGUUUACUCUCAACUGAACACAAUCACGAAACAACAUGUGAACAUCAAUUCGGAUAUUUUGACGAAUCGUGAAAAAACACGAUUCCGUAUUCAAUGUGAACAUCUAUCCGUCAAGGCGAAUCGUGUUUUAUACCGAAUCGUCAAAGACGUAUCCCGUGUGAAUG